Cololabis saira (Pacific saury) is the source of this 1548-nucleotide messenger RNA. RefSeq names its product claudin 10d (gene cldn10d). The transcript is spliced from 6 exons. Bases 230 to 991 code for a protein of 253 amino acids. Lineage: Eukaryota; Metazoa; Chordata; Actinopteri; Beloniformes; Belonidae. The record is from RefSeq and is a predicted model, not a curated record. Gene Ontology annotation, cellular component: bicellular tight junction; plasma membrane. Gene Ontology annotation, molecular function: structural molecule activity. Gene Ontology annotation, biological process: bicellular tight junction assembly; cell adhesion.
CAUUUUCCCAUAUUAUUCAAAGCACAGUUUGGUUUAAUUAAAGGUUUGACAUUUCAGUAUGUUUCUGAAUAUUGGGUUUGUAUCAGCUCAGGAAAUAUGACAUAUAAAUAUAAAGAAGCAUUUUCAUGAGAACGUCUGAGGAAAUGGUGCCGUCCUUCCUUCUGUCUCCUGGGAACAUGAGAGCUGCUGACUGGGCAAAACCACGGACAGAUAAGGAGCCGCGUUGACCAUGAAGUACCGGACGGCGGUGAUGUACGUGGAGAUCGGCUGCUUCGUGUCCUGCCUGUGUGGCUGGAUCCUCGUGUGCUCCACUCUUCCCACGGAGUACUGGACCUUCUCCGAGGUGGGCAGCGUCGUGCUGACCACCUCCAACUACUACUCCAACCUGUGGAGGGACUGCAUCUCCGACACCACGGGGGUGUCGGACUGCAAGGACUACCCCUCCCUGCUGGCUCUGCCAGUGUUCCUUCACGCCUGCAGAGCCCUGGCCGUCUGCGCCGUCAUCACCGGCUUCUUCGGCGGAGUCCUCACUCUCAUCGGGAUGAAAUGCACCAAAAUCGGAGGAACCGAGAUAAUCAAUGCAAGGGUGACAUUCUCUGGUGGCGUAACGUACCUGGCUUCAGGUUUCUGCGGCAUGAUCACGUACUCCUGGUGGGCUAACAGAGUCGUGUCCGAGUUCGUUGAUCCCAACUUCAGGGCACAGAAGUUUGAACUUGGAGCCGCCCUGUUCAUCGGCUGGGGAGGCUCCGUCCUGCUCAUCUGUGCAGGGGGAGUGCUGACCUACUUCUCUGGGAGAGAGGGGCUUCGAUCCAGUUCAUCCAAAAAGAGACCAGUUUCUUACGCCACGGCUCGUACCAGACGGACGUACAUGAUGCCGCCGUCGUCCAGAGUGACCCUGGGGCCUCCGCUGUACCACGCAGGCCGGAAAACCAGGACGCCGGGAGCCACGACCAAGACCAGUCGAACCUACAGCCGGGACACGUUUGUCUGAGCCUGGCAGGCCUUCAGGAAAACACUCACUUACUUUCAUGGACUUGAUGUUACUGAGCCACGUUCAGACUAGACGACCUUCGUCUGCAGAUUGCGGUGCUGUUAUUGAGCGUUUAACCGUAUCUGCUUGUUAUCUCACAACCGGUGCCUAGGCUGUGUUUUGUCAACAACACAGGCUUUAAAAGAGAAAAAACUUCACACAAAAGAUGAGUUAAUUGUUGGAAUGUCAAUAGUUUUUGUAUGCAGAGGUGUAGUAACGAAAUAGAUGUACUUUGUUACACUACUUAAGUAGUUUUUUUGAGGAUUUGUACUUGCGUUUUUUUUCUAAUCAGCAUUUUUACUCUUACUUCACUACAUUUAAGUUAAAAAAUAUACUUUUAUUUCGUUACUUUGACAUUUGCCACCUCGUUACUCGUUACAAAUUAAAAUAAUUAAAGAAUAAUAUUUUGCAACAAAGACAGUUUAUUUUUGGUGUUGUAUUCUAUACCACAUUUCAUUCACCUGAAAGUGAAAUAAAAAAAACAAGGGAAGGAUCAUUUUUGGUUGUGUUGCUUCUUU